GAAGAAGACUUCCCAUCAUGCAACCCGGCGCGCGAGUUUGGAUUUUGUUUUGCAGUUACUAACAUGAAAUACUGCACAUUAACAUGUUAGCUUAACAGUAUUAUACUAUCAAGUUUAUCUCGGACACUCUUGUGUGGUGUUGGCAGGUAGUGGAAGAGCGGGCGUGGUUUCAGCAGUGAAUGGAGGAUGAGCAGCCCAGGACAGAGCCGAGGAACACCCAACCCUCCUGACCUCUUUGAGGACUUGUUGAGACAGCUCAGAGAGUGUCAUCAAGGUGCACUUCAAGAGCUGGAGGCAAAAGUGAGCAAGUUGAAAAAUGAGCGCUGUCUAGAUGCAAAGAGACUCGAGGUGUUUUACAAUCGCACUCAGCAGCUGAAGCAGCAAAACAAAACCCUGCAGGAUGCCAACACUCACCUGGAGGGAAGGCUCCAUGCAGGAGAGUGUGAGCGAUGUGCCGCCUUAGAGGAGAACCUAAAAAAUAACCAGGAUCAUAAUUUAAGCCUCAUCGCCAAACUGAAGACUGAAAGAAACAGCCUUCAGGACAAAAACAGGAAACUACAGGCUGAACUGCAAAAAUUAAAGAUGUCUCGCUCGGAGCCCCAGCAGACCUCAGAACAAGAGGAAGGCAUCAUCCCAGACUCACCAGUUCUGCCGAGCUCGCUGCCUGUGGCGAGCAGACUGAAGAAACGAAAAGAUGUUGACAAAAAUAAGCACGUUCGCUACGCAGAGAUGCCUCUACCUCAGUCUAACAAGUCGCUCUUCAGCGCACUGGAUAAGGAGCCUGUUGACGCUACAAAGAAUCCUGGACGAAUGCAAGUGCUUGUACCCAACACCUGUGAACUGGACACAUCCCACAUCAUAGAGGAUUCAAAUCUAAAACUGGAGGAGGCGAUAGCAGAAACCUGUGGCCUUGAACUUCUUGACAAGCCUCACACGAGCACUGAGACGAUUGCAGGCCAGCAGGGCAGCUCAAAAUCUCAGUGGAGGCAUGGCGUUCGCUUGGGACCUUACCACUCCCCCGGUCCAUCCACGCUGCUCCACAGUCCAGACUCGACCACAGAAACAUCCCCGUCACUUCUCCCACGUGUCAAAAGGUUUGCAGAGACUAGCUUCACUAACAAGGUGAAACGGAAGAAGGAGGAAAGUGAGCAGGAGCUGCAAGAGGAGGACAAACAAGGAAUCCAGGAACAGGUGAAAGGCAAACAUAAGCAACCAGACCUGAACAAACACACCUCCACACCUUUAAGCAAUCAAAGCUUCAACAAGGAGCUGCUGGACAGUAAGGUUCGUCCAGCACUAACUGGGACAUCCAGCCAAAGGCCGAAUGUGCCCAGUACAAGUCCUGUUUUCAAGAGGCCAGAAGUUAGAGAAGCAAACAAGGACAGUGUUGGGAAGAAAGAGCCCCCUUGGCUGGGUCUGAAUGCCUCACAUGACCAACAUGAAGGAAAAGAUGCUGAAAGGAAGCACAGAGUGGAGUCCUCGUGGAGCAUCGACCCUGCGCUCGCACUGUCCAUGUAUGACAGCGAGUGGAGAGGAGACAAGCAAAAGGGAGAAGACGAAGAAGAAGAAGAAGAAGAAGAAGAAGAAGAAGAAGAAGAGGGUCAUGGAGAACUGGUAGAUACAGACUGUACUUGGGUCAGUCACAGCUUACUUCAGGGUCGGGCAGAAAAUGCACAGGACAGAAAGACCAGCGUGUCUGGAGUGGGCGAGAAGGCAAAUGACAGUUUGGAUCUGAUGUUCGACACAACAGCUUACGGGGAGUACAAGUCUUACAACAGUUCACACUUGGGCCAGAGUCAGCCCUGUGGUGAAGAUGAUGAUGAUGAAGAGAAGGAUGAUGAUCAACAAGAUCCUCAUGAAAACACUAUGAGCCAAUAUAACAGGCACAAAGCAGGGCGUCCAGCAUUUGCACACAUGGCUGUAAUUCGCAAGAAAGACGAGAGACGGAAACUGAAGGGCACCACCUGCAAAGAAUGUGAAAUUUAUUACGCACAUCUGCCAGAGGAGGAGAAGCAGAAGAAGCUGACUUCCUGCUCGAGACACAGAUUUCUCUACAUUCCUCCUUGUACACCUGAACAUUUCUGGGAAGUUGGAUUCCCAUCAACUCAAACCUGCAUUGAAAGAGGUUAUAUCAAAGAAGAGAAGGAUCCCCAGGCACGUAUGCGGAGAAGACAACCAUUCAACGCUUUGUUCUCACCAAACCCAAAGCAAAACCAGCAGGAGAGCUAAGAAAUGUUUGCUCAUAUAAGAACUGUUCGAUUUGAUUAAGUCACAGAAAACUAUUACAGUAUAUGAAGAGCAGGCUCGUCACUGCGUUGCACUGAGUACCACCAAGUUCUGUAUUAUAUAGUGACCUUAUACUGUCUUUUUUUUUCGGUUUCAAGUCGUUAAUGUCAGUGUGCUGUCUGUGUAGAGCUGGGGAAGCCAACCUGUGGCUCCAGGGCUGCAUGCAGCUCUUUAACUCCUCUCCUGUGGCUCGUUUAUUUUGGUGGGCAUAAGGUUACUCUUACAUUCCUCAACUGUAAAUAAGUGUAGCUCAUACAUCAAUUUAAAAAAAUGUUUUAACUAUACCGUGGCGUGGCGCCUUUUUGUCUAUCUGUUAGAAAUGUUGUUAGGCGAAAUUCGACUUAAAAGGCUGUGUUACCUUUCUUUUUCUUUUUUUUUUUUGGCCAAAAAUGGCUCUUAUGAUAGUAAAGGUUGCCAACCCGUACUAAAGACUGCUUGCCAGUUUCGUGUUUAGUUAAGAUUUACCAGAUACUGAGUAUACUUGGGGUGUUUUUGGAUA
This is a messenger RNA of Epinephelus moara (kelp grouper), 2785 nucleotides long. RefSeq names its product retinoblastoma binding protein 8 (gene rbbp8). Gene Ontology annotation, molecular function: flap-structured DNA binding; damaged DNA binding; Y-form DNA binding. Gene Ontology annotation, cellular component: site of double-strand break. Gene Ontology annotation, biological process: DNA double-strand break processing involved in repair via single-strand annealing; double-strand break repair via homologous recombination. Bases 187 to 2229 code for a protein of 680 amino acids. The transcript is spliced from 19 exons. The record is from RefSeq and is a predicted model, not a curated record. NCBI's taxonomy places the organism in Eukaryota, Metazoa, Chordata, Actinopteri, Perciformes, Serranidae.